CCUUGCCACACCCCACCGUUAUGUGGGCCCUGGAGCAAGAACUGGGUGUCCCGUAGGUUUCUGAUCUGUCGGCGGUGUCGUAUCCUACCAAUGGAGACUGAAGUCCUUUGCAACAAAAAGAGCUGGAACGCUCUUCUCGUGCUCGAACAUUGCGAUGCGACCUUGGUUUUGAGCACUUUUCCCUCUUUGACCAUGGCUUCCCGUCAGGCUCGCGUUCAUUCCAGCUCCUCUGGCACCUCUUUGUCGAUCUUUACCGGACGGGUGCGAAAUAUGGCCCACUCAUGGAUAGCGAGCUCCCCGUCUAAACUUGACCCACCAGCAGCAGCAGUUCCGUUCACCGCCCCGAAGCUGCAGUACCUUCCUCCCACAUCCAGUGGAAACGUGCCUAGCUGGUCGAGGGCGUAUCCAUCUUUCCUCGCUCUAUAUCACAACUGCGUGACCAAAGGCAUUAUCACCUACUUAUCGUUAGCUGAAGAGAAGUCCCAAACCCCACUAGAUAUACUUAACACGAGUAUCCGCAACCUUUCUCCUAAUUCAUGUACACUCUGUAUCCAAAUCCCAGUGGUCAACAAGGAAGAGGAAUGGUUUCCAAAAGAUCGAGAUGGCAGGGAACGGAUGGCUCUAGGAAUGAAAGCGAAGGGUGGACCACUACAUGGUGGUGGCGGUAGUGAUGUUCGGCAAUACAACUCAGAGGAGAUACAAACACCCACUCGCCGUCAACGCGACAAACGAGUUGCAGGAACUGCUCUGGAUGGGGUAGACAACAUGCCACCAGCCAAGCGCAUGAAAACAACAGAGGCAGUGCGCAAGGACAAAUUGCCAGACACCACGAUACAACUAUCCACAGCAAGACACAAGACUAUUAACUUGAACCUUCCUGCCAGCUGCUUCGACGACAAUGCCUGGCGUGGUGUAUUCAUCCCGACUAUCGCACAUGCUGCUGGCGGAGAGAACACUGAUCCAUGGUUCAUUGACGAUGACAGUCUGAUCAAAAUCCUCGUGGCAGCUUGGAGGGUUGUGUACUCAGGGAAUCCUCCAUUGAAACACUGCAUUGAUGCAGUCUUACAUGCGUCCAAGCAGUGGUUGAACCUAUGGCGCGUUGGAUUCGGAUCCGCUGCCAUCGUGAUGAUCACGAGCAUCAUGGCAUCCGAUCCCCCUUCCUUUGCAACUUACGAGCAACGCUCCGAGUUUGCUAAUUUUUAUCUUGAAGGAAACCGUUUUCUUUUCAAAAAUUAUCCUUCUGACGACAAGAAGGAGUGGACAGGGAUGUGGCAAUCGCCAUUCAUACUGAAAAUACUUGUGGCUCACCUCGAUUACACUCGAGGUCGUGCACCCGUCGAAUUUCUCGGAAGCGAAGAGCAACACUGUCGAAUCGCACUUGCACUCUCUGCAGCAGCGGUUAAGCGCGCCUUACGUCUCCUUUCGACCGGACAGAUGAGUUUCGAGGUUGCGACCACCGUUGCAAAAGGCAAGAAAAAAGCCAUACGAAAGAGUGAGGUUCAAGCUCAUAGCGGCGACAUAUGGAAGAUUAUGAUGAGCGGCAAUGAUAGCUUCUCCGAAUCGCUCUGGGGGUACGAUAGUCGUAUGUUUUUAAAUGCAAUCAACCGCGUACCCCAGGAAAAUAUGCUGGACAUUGUAAAGGACGCGGAAGCAUUCAUAGGAACCGCCACCGGACAGCCAGAGAUAAAUAGCUCGCAGGAUAUUGAUGAGGAGUACGUCGAUCUCUUUCAUUUUCGAUGAAGACUUACUAGGUCAACUUCGUUGCCCGUUACCCUCGGGCACUUCCAGCAUCCUGUUGCCACCCACACAUAAUCUCAGUCACCUUUCCACUGUUAUCGCCCUAAUUCUCACUUUCUUUGUUUUACCGCAUCGUGCAUCUUACUUGAUCGUUACCACCCCCUUAAAUACAUAUUGAUUGCUGC
This is a messenger RNA of Suillus clintonianus, 1922 nucleotides long. RefSeq lists its product as uncharacterized. The coding region runs from base 91 to 1740 and encodes 549 amino acids. The transcript is spliced from 8 exons. Lineage: Eukaryota; Fungi; Basidiomycota; Agaricomycetes; Boletales; Suillaceae. The record is from RefSeq and is a predicted model, not a curated record.